CAAGACAUUAGACUGAGAAUCUGAGUGUCAUAUAAUCAGGCUGAGUUAUGCACUUUGUUCAGUGAAGGCCAGCACAGAGAGACUGAGGAGAAGCCUCCUUAACCAGAUUCUGAACCAGAACUCCAUAAAACACUGAACAAUGCUCACUUGCUCUUUGCACAAACAACACACACAAUAUACCUGUAUAUGUUCCACAUUGUACAUUGUACUGCACUUUACAUCACCCACAUUCUAUAAAGUUACUCUAGACUUGUUUUCAUACUUUAUUUAUUCCUAAUUAUUGUUCUCUACUCCACUCUUACCUUUAUAUUCAUAGUUGGACAGUUGUGUAAGCAUUUGACUGCAUAUUGUACUGUGUAUGGUUGUGUGUGUGACAAAUACAAUUGGAGUUUACUGACCAACUACUGUAUAAGUACUGUACAUGUGGAAACACAGCUUACAGUUGAGACAAUACAAAUGUAUUUAUACAGUAUGAAGAUGAGCACCAGCCCCCUGGGCCUUUUAUCUAUGCAUAUACAUGCACUUUCUGCAUAUUUCCUUGCAAAUGUCUGUAUUAAUAAUGCAAUUAUUACAAUUAUUAUUACUGUUUUCCCAGACAGUCCUGCUUUUAAUCCUUGGUCCAACAUCUGAUUCUUUUUCCUUCCUGUCCUUUUUCUUUCCAUCCAACCCUCCGUUCCCAUAGGAGGCUAAUGUCAGUGAGACCCAGAAUAGACUGACCUGCUCACAGUCCAAACGCAGCAUAUAGUUACACAUCCCCCGCACACAUUAACAGACGCGUGUCUCAUACUGUAUAUUCUUUCAUGUGUUCAACACUACAGCCGAUUCAAUACACAUAUUUACCACUUUACUGUGAAUACUGUUACGCGUCCUUACACGCAUUGACUGCCUGAGUGGUUUAUUCUAAGGCGCUACGGACUUUCCCAGCCGCCCAAUCAGCCUGCACAAAGGCUGCGCACGCCCCUGCAGAGCGAUGCUGCGCGAGCCCCGCUCCUCCAGCGGAACCGUUCCGUGUGUGGCCUGCUGCAGCUGCAACUCGUGGAGGCGAGGAUGACACCGGCGCUCCCCUCCGUCAAGACAACCUGAUCGUAGCGGGCGGAUCUGUUUCGGCUUUCGGUAAGAAAAAAAAAAACCCAAAACAACGGAACCAUGGCGGUUUUCACGGCACCUUCGCGGACACGUUCGGCCGUGGCCGGGCUCGCAUUCGUCGCGCUGUGGGGAUUUGCGCUCUCCAUCAGCCGCUACUCGAUUCCGGAGGAGAUGGAGGAGGGCUCCUUUGUGGCCAACCUGGCCACGGAUUUGGGUCUGGACGUUCGCAGCUUGGUGCAGCGCAAGGCGAAGCUCGACGUGAUCAACAGCAAGAAUUACCUUGACAUCAACAAAGAGACGGGGGAGCUGCUGAUCCGCGAGAAGAUCGACCGCGAGAGCAUUUGCAUCACCAAGACGACCUCGUGCUUUCUGAAAAUGGAUGUCAUUCUCGAGAGCCCCAUUCGCAUUUUCAACAUCGAGCUGGAAAUCAUGGACAUCAACGACAACGCGCCGCUGUUUCGCAGGAAGACAAUGCACUUGGACAUUUCGGAGGCGACCCCCUCCGGUGAGAGGUUCUCGCUGACGAACGCCGUGGAUGCAGACGUGGGGGCGAAUUCGAUCAAGACCUACUAUCUCAGCGAGAGCCGGUACUUCAACAUCGACAUACAGACUGGCAGCGAUGGCUCCAAAUACGUGGAUUUGGUGCUCGGCGGCCGUUUGGACCGGGAGGAGCAUGCGGUUCAUAAUUUGAUUUUAACCGCUGUGGAUGGGGGGGUGCCUCCCCGCUCCGGCACAGCCAGCAUCAUUAUUAACGUCCUGGACAUCAACGACAACGCCCCCCUCUUCAGUCAGCCGGUAUUUGCAGUCAACGUGUCGGAGAACUCCGCUGCGGGGACGGUGGUCAUGACCUUAAACGCAUCAGACUUGGACGAAGGCUCCAACGCCCAGUUAACCUACUCCUACACCCUGUACACGUCAGAGAAGACCCAGGAGAUCUUCUCCCUGGACCCAAACACAGGUGAAAUCAAGGUGAAGGGGGUGAUCGAUUAUGAGGAGAGCCAAAGUUUCGAGAUGCACAUACAAGCUCAGGACAGGGGGUCCAACCCGCUGUCGGGACACUGUAAAGUGACGGUGUUUGUCACAGACCUGAACGAUAACUACCCCGAGGUGACCAUCAAGUCGGUGAAGAGCGCUCUGAGCGAGGACGUGGCCGUGGGGACGCUGAUCGCAGUGAUCACCGUCAGCGACCGGGACUCGGGGGCCAACGGGGAGGUGAAGCUGAGUCUGCACCAGCAGGAGACGCUGCCGUUCGUCCUGAGCCCGUCCUCAGAGGGCUACUUUGAGCUGCUGACCUCCAAACCGCUAGACAGGGAGGUCAUAGGCAAGUAUGACAUCACGUUCAGCGUGACGGACAAGGGGUCGCCGCCCUUAUCUGAAAACGAGACCAUCACGUUAGAGAUCCUGGACGUCAACGACAACGCGCCCGCGUUCGCCCAGUCCUUCUACACCAUCCACGUGGUGGAGAACAACCUUCCCGGGGCCCUACUGACGUCGCUGAGUGCGUUUGACCCAGAUCUCAACGAGAACCAGUACUUGGUUUACUUCAUCAUGGAGAAGGAGAUCGUGAACACGUCCAUGUCAAUGCUGUUCUCCAUUAACCCAGAGAACGGAGAUCUUUACGCUCUGAAGACCUUCGACUUUGAAAGAGAGAGGGAGUUCCUCUUCCACAUCGAGGCCCGAGACUCUGGCGUCCCCCCGCUGAGCAGCAACGUGACCGUUCACAUCAUCAUACUGGAUCAGAAUGACAACACUCCCGUCAUAGUGUCGCCGUGGCGGGCGCAGGGCUCGGUGGUGGAGGAGGUGAUACCCCGGUCCACAGAGAAGGGACAUCUGGUGGCCAAAGUCAUUGCCAUCGAUGCCGACUCGGAGCAGAACGCCAGGGUCACCUACCAGCUCCUGCAGAUCAGCGACUCCACCCUCUUUAGCCUGGACCAGUACAACGGGGAAAUCCGGACGACGAGGAUGUUCAGUUACCGAGACCCGAGACAACAGAGGCUGGUCAUCGUUGCCAAGGACAACGGCGAACCCGCUCUGUCAGCAACCGUCACCGUUAAGAUAUCAACAGUAGAGCACGUCAUGUCCUUUUCAGAAUUCACCACAGAGCUGCCGCUGGAGUACGACGUCUUCACAGACCUGAACCUGUACCUAGUCAUUGGUUUGGGGGCUGUGUCAUUUCUGCUCCUGAUCACGAUCUUGGUGAUCAUUGUGCUGAAGUGUCAGAAGCCCAAGCCGAAGGCCCUCAAGAUGCCCCCGGCCAACAGGAACAGCGUGAUCAGCAGGAACAGCGUGAUCAGCCAGAGGAGCUCCACCAUCGCGGACUCCACGCUGAUCUCCAGCGAUGCCUACUGGUACAGCCUGUUCCUGGCAGAGACCAGGAAAGGCAAAGUGGUGGUGAGACAGCCCAUAAUUCCCAAAGGAGCUGGGUACUUUGUGUCCAGCAUACCCCGAAGCAUAGGGCCGAGCGAGACCACGGACUCCAGAGCAUCAACCCUGGAGUACUCAAAAUGAAAGGAAGUCCAUUCUACAACUGGAGCAGGGACCCAGAAGAGAACUGCCAUGAUAUAAUCAUCUCUUCACAAGCGUCCCCGGCUGAAAUUCCACGCCCUGUGACUCACACGGAAGAAGUAAAGCAACUGUCCUCCCUCAGUCUCUCUGCUCCAGCUCCUCUGUCUCUCCCCCCAUACGACCGUCGACCAAUAAUCACCUCAGCUUUCUACCUUCCUCAAGCAUGACUCUGCAUGUUCCAACUAUUUGGACGUAGAAUUCAAAUCGCCUAUGACAGCAUUUGAGGACGUUACUAGAGUGGCCUCACGUGUAAAACCAUUCCCUCCUUAGUGCUUUGAAGCUCCUCAUUGGACAAAUCUGCCUUCUCUCCAGGGUUUAUGUCUAUACAGCAUCAUUAGCUCAUAUGUAAAGAGUAAAUCACAGUCAUGCAGCAUCUUUAAGCAAAAGAUGGAAACACAUCCAAAUAAUAAUAAACAUGAAUCAGGGUAAGUAUGAUUCUUCCAUACGUCUGAUAAAUAACUGAACUGUAGCUGGUUUUGUGGUUGAUUUAAGCUUUGCACUUGCUGUUCAGUUUUCCAUUUUAAUAAGUGAGUCUAGCUCGUUUAAGGCUCCUAGUUUCAAGCAGUCAGAAGAAGCAGUGGUUCAACUUCAGAGUUUUCUACAAUGUUUGUCGUAAUUAACAGUGAUGAAUGUGUAAACAUGACGAAAAAAGAAUGAGGGAAAGAAAGCGUCAAAAUGGAAAAACACGAGCGAACAUAAAAGCAAAACGGUUACGUUUCAUUUGAUUGUAGAUAUUGUAGUUCUGUGGAAAUCAAAGCAAGGCCGGUAUUAAACAGAACCCCACCCUGGUAUUAAAUGAAAUACAGUAUCGGACAUACAGUAUGACAAGUAAGUACAAUCUGAGCUCACAGAUUCAAUUUCAGUUUUCUCAUCAGAUAAGACACCGCUGAGUAAAAUGUCAGUUCACCUUCAGUAUAAACUGUUCUCUUUUCUUAUCAGACUGAUAACGAUACAAACACGAACUAGUUUUAAUAACUGCAAAUAGACCAAAUUGUAUAAUUAAAAAAUAAAAUAAGUGAAAGACUCAAAAGCUAAAAAAAGAUAUUUUAUAAUGAUAAGUGCUCUGUUUAUUAAAAGAGUAUAAUUAUUUAAGUGUAUUUAUCUUUGCUCUGGUACAAAUGAACAUCGGGGCCGGGCAGGACACCGUGUAUGGAAUAUUCAUGUUUUUAUAGAUCUUUUAUGUAUUAACUUCUAAUGCUGCUUUCGUGAGCUUCUUUAAUGGCAUUUUGUGUUGCAUAUUAGUAGUUUCGUGCGUAUGAUGUUGUUUUGAUAGUGUACAUCAGUUCAACUGAAACAAGAGUGCUUUUCUUGACCUCAGAGCCGGUGCUGCUGCACUGCUGCCGAGCCCAGGACUUUUACUUUCUCAGAAACAAGGAGCUUAUAGCGGCCGCUCAUUAGGGUGCUAAAUUAUUAAAUCUAAUUGGGUGAGCUGGGGAAAUUGGAUUGUAAGAAGGAGAACAUGGCGUUAUUUAUAGUCGUGUGACAGAGAUGCUGCCGACGCGUCGACGACGCGGGGAAAGAGCAGAUGACAGCACUUUGAAAUAUGCACUGAAUCCAAACACGAGCUCAGAAAUGCAGCCCAGAUGGGGUUUUUUUAUGCCCCGGCUGAACAGUAUCGAGCUACAUAUUCCGAGCGGGUGAAAUCCAACCUCUCGUUUCCUCUCUCGCUGUUGCACAGACUCAGACACAGCCGGCUGUCCGUCCGUCCGUCCGUCCGUCCGUCUGUCUCUCAGACGAAGGACGUCGCUGAACGAGAGCUCUGUAGCUGCGCGGCACGUGCUGCAACAACGACAGUGUUCAAAGAAUUAAUAAUUUGCACUUAUGAUUAGCUCCUUGUGUGCCUUCUGCAUUCGCAAGCGCAUAUAUGUGACUGUUGAUGAAUGAAGCGAUAGCAUUUCCUACAGUAUUACAAAUUCCACUUAACCCCCACGACUAAAUCCCACCUUCACCUGUUGAGGUGUCGCUGAACAGGGACUCAGCCUUUUGUUUUCAGGACAGAUGUUCUAUUUAGAACCAGUAGAUGCAUUUACUGUAAAUUGAACCGCUUUCUACUUUGUGUUUUUUUAUACGGUGGACUUUUUGAUAUCUUCUGUCUUCACUGUGAUCGAGUGGCACAGGGUGCGGGGGGAGGAGGGGGGGCAGAGGGCGGGGGGGGUUUAAUGGUCGUGCUCGGUGUAGUAAAAGUGUUCGUUUGUGUCAUUCGUGCCCACGGCUCACUUCCUCCUCAGCUCAUUUCAGGCUGUACAGUUUGCUCCGAGAGUCGCAUCAAACCUAAUCCACUUCCAUCCCGCUCAGUAGAUCAAAGACAGUACAGGAGAGAAUGGCCUUGCUUUCUUUUUUUUUUUUUCCAAGUCUAGUUAAUUGUUGGAUUUUGAUGUUGCUUUUUGGCUUAAAUAUUCUGCCUGAUCAUGCUAGUUUGAAUAAAGCUUUUUAAUCUGUC
Betta splendens (Siamese fighting fish) is the source of this 6091-nucleotide messenger RNA. Its product is annotated as protocadherin alpha-C2-like. Gene Ontology annotation, biological process: homophilic cell-cell adhesion. The record is from RefSeq and is a predicted model, not a curated record. Gene Ontology annotation, molecular function: calcium ion binding. The transcript is spliced from 3 exons. The coding region runs from base 1147 to 3594 and encodes 815 amino acids. Gene Ontology annotation, cellular component: plasma membrane. NCBI's taxonomy places the organism in Eukaryota, Metazoa, Chordata, Actinopteri, Anabantiformes, Osphronemidae.